Messenger RNA from Stylonychia lemnae, 477 nucleotides. The record is from the annotation of a GenBank genome assembly. NCBI's taxonomy places the organism in Eukaryota, Ciliophora, Spirotrichea, Sporadotrichida, Oxytrichidae.
AUGGCACAAAAUUACAAUUAUAUUUCAAAUUAUACAAAAUAAGAUGAAAUCCAGGACAUCAAGGACAUUAUACUUUGUGGAAUAUGCUUUCAAGUUUUAUUUGUUCUCAAUGUAUUUCGUGGUGUGCUAAAGCCAUCUAUAGCUGUCCAUAUUGCCAUUCUUUCAAUUCUCAAUUCGCAUAGAGAGAUUGGUAUGAGAAAUGACGAAAGUAGAAUAGCAAAUUUAGAGGAGAAUCAAAGAUACCAUGAACUGUUCUAAUGCAUUUCUUUUUCAAUGACUGCUUAGAAAUCCAUAGACAUGUAAUACCUGUAAGAUAAUCUUCUGCAAGCACUUUAUCUAAAACCAGCUGAUAUAGAAAAAUACUUGUCCCACAUCUUAUCAGCCAAAUCCAACUUACUCUAAAUUACCUAGAAAUUUGAUGCUACUUCUAAGAAAAUUCAAGAUCUUCUGCAAAAAUAAGGAAGAUGGCUGCAAUGA